UGCAAACUGAGCCUGUCCGGCAGAUAGUGGAGAGUGUGGUGCGCCGCUGCUCACGGAAGCUUACGGAUUACUUUCCUCCUGCUCUGAGUGUUUAAGGGUCUGAAGCCGCUGCCUGGUAGCACUUUUCCACAGCGGGCUUUUUUUUUGCUACACUGUAGCUGAGGAUAUUAAGUUGGGUUUACGCGAAAAAAUCAAGAAAAUGACUCAUUUUAAUAAGGGACCAGCCUACGGAUUAUCUGCUGAAGUGAGAAGCAAAAUUGCUCAGAAAUAUGACCAACAGAAGGAGGAGGAGCUUCGCUUCUGGAUCGAGGAGGUUACAGGAAUGUCUAUUGGGGAGAACUUCCAGAAAGGCUUGAAGGAUGGAGUCAUCCUCUGCGAAUUGAUUAAUAAGCUUCAGCCUGGUUCAGUAAAGAAAAUCAACCUUUCACAACUGAACUGGCACAAGCUGGAAAACCUUGGGAAUUUCAUCAAAGCUAUCCUGGCCUAUGGCCUGAAGCCCAAUGACAUCUUUGAGGCCAAUGACCUGUUUGAAAAUGGUAACAUGACUCAAGUCCAGACCACACUGCUAGCACUGGCCAGCAUGGCAAAGACCAAAGGUAUGGACACAAAGAUUGAUAUCGGGGUGAAAUAUGCAGACAAACAGGCUCGACAUUUCGACAAUGAGAAGAUCAAGGCUGGUCAGUGUGUCAUUGGACUGCAGAUGGGAACAAACAAGUGUGCGAGUCAGGCUGGAAUGACUGCAUAUGGAACCAGAAGACAUCUGUAUGAUCCAAAGACUCAGACUGACAAACCCUAUGACCAGACCACCAUCAGCCUUCAGAUGGGAACCAACAAAGGAGCCAGCCAGGCGGGCAUGUCUGCCCCCGGUACCCGCAGAGACAUCUACGACCAGAAGGUGGCACAGCAGCCUCUGGACAACUCCACCAUCUCUCUCCAGAUGGGCACCAACAAGGUGGCGUCUCAGAGGGGUAUGAGUGUGUACGGUCUGGGCCGCCAGGUCUAUGACCCCAAGUACUGCGCUCCCCCAACAGAGCCGGUCAUACACACCAACGGCAGCCAGGGCACUGGCACCAACGGCUCUGAGAUCAGCGACAGUGACUAUCAGGUCGAAUUCCAGGAGGAGGAGUACCACGGAGGUUACCAUGACGACUACAGCUCCCAUUACAAUGAUCAGGGCAUUGACUAUUAGUGGAGACCUCAACCUCCAGAGCAGUAUUAACGAGUGUAUUUCUAUCAAGUCCACAACAGAGCAAGUCUUUUGCUAUCCUCAUAGUCUUCUUAUUAUCUUGAAGCAUAAAAUGAAAUGUUGCCUUGAGUGCAUUCCUUCUUCACCUCAACUCUUUGAUUUGAGCAGCAAAUGUUGUAAGAAGUUGUAGUAGCAUAGAAUAAUGAGAUACAGUGAUACAAAUGUUUUUUUUUUAAGCUUGACAACAUUCUUUUUAAUACCCACUUUUUAAAAGAUGUAUUAAUGAUGGAACACUGAAGUAGUGAUAACUUUGUUGAGUGAUGAUGUAGCAUCAGGUGAAGCUGCUGCAUUCCAAUGUUUGUAUUCCUGCACUGAAACUGUGCUGAUGAUCCAUGUAGUCCUACACAAUAGGCUCAUUUAUGUGCUUAUCUCCCCUCUUUGUUCUGUCUGUGUUCAUAACAAGCGGCCACAGUUUGUGAUAUUGGUUUAAAUUCGUAAUAAUCACUAGAAGGGUUAGUUUUUUCUUGAAAUGAUGAGCAUGUAAAUUGUGAUGGCUGUUCAGAUAGUGCAGGUGACCAAACUGAGCUAACUCAACCCUAGGGCUAGACUUCCUCAUGUCAUCACACAGCCUAUAUUUUCAUAUUGUAUCCCCUUAUAUUCCCAAUCUGUAUUUAUUGCAUCGACUCUUGUUGUAAACCAGUCCACUGUUAUAUGGUUCUUUAAGAAAAAUGGUAUGUUAUAAAUAAAGCCUUAAAUUCUUCA
Thunnus maccoyii (southern bluefin tuna) is the source of this 1948-nucleotide messenger RNA. RefSeq names its product calponin 3, acidic a (gene cnn3a). The record is from RefSeq and is a predicted model, not a curated record. Lineage: Eukaryota; Metazoa; Chordata; Actinopteri; Scombriformes; Scombridae. Bases 200 to 1189 code for a protein of 329 amino acids. The transcript is spliced from 7 exons. Gene Ontology annotation, biological process: actomyosin structure organization. Gene Ontology annotation, molecular function: actin binding.